AUGGAUUUCGUCGAGAAGGUCGUCGAAAAGUUCACCAGCGGCGGAUCAGGAGGUUACGGUGGACAACCUCCCACUCAGGGUGAUGGUCCCUCUGUCCCUCCUCCCUGGGUUGCGCUCUGGGAUGAGCGUGAACAGCGCUACUACUAUGUCAACGAGCAGACCGGCGAGAGGAGCUGGACUCCUCCCCCCGCACCUGGUGGCUACGGUGAGAGAUACGCCGAGGAGCCGCAGCAGCAGAGCAGCAACCAUAACUUCGGGUACGGAAUGGCUGGUGCGGCUGCUGGGCUUGUCGGUGGUGCCCUGUUGAUGCACGAGGGAGAGAAGAUUCAUGACGAUUGGGAUGAAAGGAAAGACAGAAUCGAGGACUCCGUCUCCGACUUCCCCGAGGACGCCGCCAACUGGACUGGCAGAAAGGUCGGUGAAGUCGAAGAUGUCCCUCAAGACAUCGCAGACGGCUGGGAUCGUGCCGAGGACAGGGUUGAAAACAAGGUCGACAACGCUGUUGACGACGUCGUGGACUUCCCCGAGAAUACAGCCGGAUGGGUUGGUGAAAAGGUCGGCGAUGUUGAGCAGUUCAAUGACAAUAUCGGAGACGCAUACGAUGCGGGCAAGGCAGAGGGCCGAGAUGAUGGCUGGUGA
Messenger RNA from Monascus purpureus, 639 nucleotides. The record is from the annotation of a GenBank genome assembly. NCBI's taxonomy places the organism in Eukaryota, Fungi, Ascomycota, Eurotiomycetes, Eurotiales, Aspergillaceae.